Pocillopora verrucosa is the source of this 2235-nucleotide messenger RNA. The record is from RefSeq and is a predicted model, not a curated record. NCBI's taxonomy places the organism in Eukaryota, Metazoa, Cnidaria, Anthozoa, Scleractinia, Pocilloporidae.
GACAAAGUGAUAAGUAAAAUGAAAACUGAGAGCAUGAAUCCUGAUGCUGAAGAAGGUUACAAAAGCCUUUUAAAAGAAUGGCAAAAACAGGAUGAUGACAUUAAAGAUCGACUCGAAUCGAUUGACGAAAAAGUUGAAAAAGCCCAUAAGUUACUGCUCGAUUUAAGAGACCAUGUAGAGUCUCUAGGAGAUAUCCCAGGUCCACCGUCGUCGCCGAGCGGUCAACCUCGAAAUCUUCCGUAUUUAACUGCACACUUUGUUGGAAGAGACGCGGACGUAGAUGAAAUCGAAAAGAAACUGCAGUCCUUUCGUAUGGUUGUUCUUCUUUCUAUCCCAGGUAUGGGAAAGACUGAAGUGGGAAUCCGUGUAAGUCACUUGUUAAAGCAAAGGGGAGACCAGUCUGUAACACAUAUUCGAGUCGAAAGUCAUCAUCGGAAGCUAGUAGACAUCUGCAGUGAGAUUGUUGAUCGAUUGAGUAGUCGCACCUGGUCGGAAACCGCUGACUUUAUAUCCCUUGCGAAGCGUAAACUAUCGAAGCUAGAUAUCCCGAAUGUCCUUGUACUAGACAACACAGAGAAUAUACAGGGUGAGGAAUUUGAUGAAUUCACUGAAUGGCUCGUUAAAUCUGCCCCGAAUGUAAAGUUGAUAAUCACUACUCGAAAAGAUGUUGGAUUCGUGUCGGCAGACGUGUGUAGGUUUCCUCUCAAACCUUUAGAUACCGAAUCGUCUGCUAAACUGCUCCGGAGUCUUGUUGACGACUGUAGUGAGGAACACUCCAAGGAACUUGCUAAAUUAUGUGGUGGGAUACCACUCCUUCUUGUGACCUGUUCUGACUCGCUGAACAAAGGUUUUAGUCCCGAGCUGUUAAUCCAACAGCUCGGGAAUAAUCCCAUACAACUUUUCAGGAUCAGUGCGAGCGAUGUUUACGAUACGCUGAAAGUAUUUUUUGACAACUUUUCCAAUGAGGUAAAACGAAAUCUUGUCCUUUUUUCUGUUUUCCCAUCGGAGUUCUCAGCGCAAGACAUACAGUUUCUUUUUGAAGAUCCUUUACACUGUGAAACAGUGAAGACCAGGAUGGUCAAGUAUGCUCUUCUUCAAAGGAAUGCCGAUGGAAAGAUGAGGAUGCAUCCGCUGGUCCAAGCCUACUUCCGGUCAGAGAAAGAAUCAUUAGGCAUGGGUGACCUGUGGCGCGCCACUAAGUGUAAAUUUAACCAUCAUUAUCUUGGUCUGCUAAGAGUCUUGAGUAAAGAGUUUAUCAGCAAAGAUUCAGCUUUAAUUGCGAUCCAUAAGUUUCGACAGCAGAAGGCAAACAUCAUGGAAGUACUGAAGAAUUGUCUCGAAAACUCUAGCGAUUUAUAUGACAAACAUCUCGUUUUAGACGUCGUUAACAGUACAGAAGUGCUGGAUUUUGUGGCUAAAGUUUUAACACCUCCUAAAGAGAGCAGAGCACUGUACCAGAAAUGCUGUGAUAUUGCUAAAGCGUCCGGCGAUAUGAAGAGAUAUGCAGAGAGCUUGAAUUCACUCGGAUUCCGCCGUCUCUGUGACGGGUGUUACAGCAAAGACAGCCCUGAAGAAAACCAAGUCACACCUGCAAAGUUUCAGGAAGCAUAUGACAUGCGCAGGACAUUACCAGAGGAAGAACAAAAGUCCCUAACGCAUGCGCACAUCGCUAGUAAGCUCGGAGUAUGUUUUAUAUUGCAGGGAGAAGAAAAAAAGGGACGAGAGCUCAUACAGGAAGGAAUUUCAAUAAGAGAUUCUUUAGGCAACCGUUUGUAUGUUGCUGCUGGAUACUGUGACCUUGGGGACUCUUAUCGAUUGUUUGGUGAUCAUCAAAAAGCAAUCGACAUUUGGAAUGAGAACACUCUGCCAGUUUACAAAGAGCAGCUUGGUGACCACCCCUGGACAGCUUCAAUUUUGUUUUACAUCGCUGACUCGUACAAGGCCCUUGCAGCUGGAAGCUCUGAACGAGGUUACAUCAACCAGGCCGAGAUGUACUCCAGGGAAGCUCAUGGGCUACGAAAGAGGCUGUUGGGUCAUCAUCAGGAUACAGCUCGUUCGUGCGUUCAGCUAAGCGAUGUCUUAGUCCUUCAAGGGCAGUUCGAUGAGGCUUGGGAGGAGCUCGAUAAAGCCUUUGUAAUUCAAAACGAUAUUUUAGGCCCUGACCACAAGAUCACGAAGAACACAGUGAGUAAAAAGAGUGAUGUGAUGGACAAACGAGGAUCAAAUCCUCGUUAA